This is a messenger RNA of Caenorhabditis auriculariae, 938 nucleotides long. The record is from the annotation of a GenBank genome assembly. NCBI's taxonomy places the organism in Eukaryota, Metazoa, Nematoda, Chromadorea, Rhabditida, Rhabditidae.
AUGCCUUGCCAUCAACUUAACGAAGGCUUCAAAAAUGGCCCGCGUCCUGAAGAAAAGCAACAUGAGUCUCAAACGAAUAUUGGAUUUGGUGUUUCCGCAGAAGUCCGUUUGUCAAACACAUUUAAUUUUCUAACCAACAUAUUUAGACCUGUUCCAAUAAUUCUUGCAAUGCGACUGUCGGUCAAACUAAAAUAUCAGUCACGACUUUGGCAGGAUGCGGAAAGAGUCUUACGGUUUGUCAUUUACUCCAAACUUGAAAAAAAAAAUUUCGAAAAGAGUUAAAAGUCCAGAGAUGUCCCAAAGUAAAUUGAACGCUAAAAAAUAGAAGAAAGAUACUGAUAGAGAUGAAAAAAUAGUUUUUUAUUCAAAAAAAGUUCGAAAUGCAAAAACUCUCAAAAAUUACAUCUUCCAGUAACUCAAAAAAAAUGAAAAAACUCUCACACUUUUAUUUGUGAAUCAAAAUAAAAUUUAAGGUGAUCUCGACGCGAUUGGCUAUGACGUCAGAUGAGCCUCACUCGGAGUCCGACUUCCUCUUGAAUAAUGACAACCGCCAAGAAGCUGGAACAGUUCAGACCACGGUUAGUGAACUUUGGUAAAUAAAGGUUUUUUAAUGUUUAAGGGUCAUUUUGACAAAAUUGUUGCCACUGCGUCUAAGCUCCAUAUUAAGUCUGAAGGUUUGCUCGACGUCCAGAACGAGAAGGAGACCGGUCCAAAGAACACUGUAAGUAGAAACGAUUGCGUCUAACUUUCUAUGGAUAUAUGUUACAAGUCAAUAACUUUCUAUUCAGGCGGAGAGAAAGCGUGUCAGCCGCCCUCCUCACCGCUACAGACGCAAUCGCGCGUUUCCACGACGUAAGAAAACUUAAAAAUUUAAAUUUAACUUACGGUUUUCAGCUCCGACUCCGCACCCUAUUGCAAAAAUUACGAUGAAGAAGUAG